AUGGAUUUCCCCCAGCACAGCAAGCAAGUCCUGGAACAGCUGAACCAGCAGCGGCAGCUGGGUUUGCUGUGCGACUGCACCUUCGUGGUGGACGGCAUCGACUUCAAGGCCCACAAAGCCGUGCUGGCGGCCUGCAGCGAGUAUUUCAGGAUGCUCUUCGUCGACCAGAAGGACGUGGUGCACCUCGACAUCAGCAACGCGGCAGGCCUGGGCCAGGUUUUGGAGUUCAUGUACACGGCUAAGCUAAGCCUAAACCCUGACAACGUGGAAGACGUGCUGGCCGUGGCGGGUUUCCUCCAAAUGCAGGAGAUCGUUAGCGCUUGCAAUGCUCUCAAGUCCCUUACUGUGCCGGCAGAAAGCCCCGCCAAGAGCCAGCAGCCCCCCACCGAGAUCGGGGCAGAUGUUGCCAUCCAAGAGGGCCCCAACGCCGAAUUUCCUAGCCACCCGCAGCCGGCAGAGAGCGUGGUCAGCAGCAGCAGCCCCGUGGCGAAGGGCAACAUCUCUCUGGGCACCGAAACGGGAGAGAUGGAGCUGGAAGGGAAGGAGGAAGAGGGGGAGAUGACAGCAGAGGAUGAAGAGGAGGCUAAAAUCCCCGAGGAAGAGCAGCCCCGGUUAGAAAACGGAGAAAACGCUGAAGAUAACGAAUCGGGAAGCACCGACUCCGGGCAGGAGAACUCGGGUGAAACCCGUCUGCUGCGUUCGAGUACUUACAGCGACAGGACCGAGUCGAAAGCCUACGGCUCCGUCACGCACAAGUGCGAGGACUGCGGGAAGGAGUUCACCCACACCGGUAAUUUCAAGCGGCACAUCCGUAUCCACACCGGCGAGAAACCCUUCUCCUGCAGGGAGUGUAACAAAGCCUUCUCCGACCCGGCUGCGUGCAAAGCCCACGAGAAGACGCACAGCCCGUUGAAGCCCUACGGCGGCAACCCCUUACCCACCUCCGGCAACCUCAAACGGCCCCAGCUGGUCCACAGCGGGGAGAAACCGUACCAGUGCGACUACUGCGGGCGCUCCUUCUCCGACCCCACCUCUAAAAUGCGGCACCUGGAGACCCACGACACCGACAAGGAACACAAGUGUCCCCACUGCGACAAGAAAUUCAACCAGGUGGGAAACUUGAAGGCUCACUUGAAGAUUCACAUCGCCGACGGGCCCCUGAAGUGUCGGGAGUGCGGCAAACAGUUCACCACUUCAGGUAGCACGGGGUUG
Messenger RNA from Fulmarus glacialis (Northern fulmar), 1212 nucleotides. Its product is annotated as zinc finger and BTB domain-containing protein 17-like. Gene Ontology annotation, molecular function: DNA-binding transcription factor activity, RNA polymerase II-specific; RNA polymerase II cis-regulatory region sequence-specific DNA binding; protein binding. The record is from RefSeq and is a predicted model, not a curated record. Gene Ontology annotation, biological process: regulation of transcription by RNA polymerase II. The transcript is spliced from 8 exons. NCBI's taxonomy places the organism in Eukaryota, Metazoa, Chordata, Aves, Procellariiformes, Procellariidae. The annotation marks the transcript as partial. Gene Ontology annotation, cellular component: nucleus.